Messenger RNA from Eucalyptus grandis, 1670 nucleotides. RefSeq lists its product as hypothetical. Lineage: Eukaryota; Viridiplantae; Streptophyta; Magnoliopsida; Myrtales; Myrtaceae. The transcript has a single exon. The record is from RefSeq and is a predicted model, not a curated record. The coding region runs from base 39 to 1358 and encodes 439 amino acids.
CGAACUCGAAGCCAGAGAAGAUUGCAGAGAGAGGAGCAAUGGGCUGCGUCUCUUCCAAGCACGUCCGGAAAGAACGGGAACGCGAGGAUCGCCAGCAUCGUCCUCGCCACGGUCACGGUCACGGGCAGGCCGUCUCCGAUGAUGGCGGCCGCCACGCGACCCGCGCUGCCCCCGUGCCCGACCACGUGGUCUCCCUCACCUCCAGCACUUAUGGGGUCCUCAGGCUGGACAGCGAGGAGCGAGGGUUGCCGUCGCCGCUGCAGCGAGGAGAAGUCGCUGCGCAGAGCAAGAGAUUGAAGGGCGGGUCGCCGGCUCGCGGCAGCGGGGAGGAACCCCCUGAAGUCAUCAAUGCGUGGGAGCUCAUGGAAGGCCUCGAGGAGGACGGAGCAACGGCGCCGGCGGACCGGGACAGGAAGACCCCGAGCCCGAGGCCACGAGGAUUGCUCCAAGGCCUCACGGGCAUCGGCGUGAAGACCCCGCUCAGGUUCAUGAACCAGAUUGGCUCUCCGAGGAAGGCGAACACCUAUGGAGGCAAGGAAAACAGGGGAAGCGCAGGAAAUGGGUCGAACCGGGUCGCGGGGAGAUCCGACGUCACCCCAAAAGAGGCCUUGAGAUCGCACAAGUCGUUGGAGAGUUCGUGCAGAGCAGCGAAGAAUCUGAGAAUUUCGACCGUUGGGAUUCCAUUUGGAGGGAAGAGGAACAGCUUCGGGAGUGAUCACGGGGUCACGUCCCGGCGGAGUCUUGGCCCUCUGUUCGAUCCGGCGCUGCUGGAUUCGUACGAGAAAGAGCUGUCUCAAGGCGAAGAGCAUAUCAAGAAGAUGAUUUCGCCGUCAGCCAAGAUCAGGAAAAAGAGAAAUUUCAAGGACCCCGAGUCCGUCCUCCGAACGUUCCAGCAAAAAUGCCCGCCCAGUGGAGACAAUGCGGUGGUCAUAUACACCACCACGCUGAGAGGAAUCAGGAAGACGUUCGAGGACUGCAACGCCGUGAGGUCGGCGAUGGAGUCGCACUGCGUGCAGAUGCUGGAGAGGGACGUGUUCAUGGACUCGGGGUAUAAGGAGGAGCUGAGGAAGCUGGUGGGGUCGAAGGAGGUGAAGGUGCCGGUGGUGUUUGUGAAGGGGAGGCUGAUUGGAGGAGCUGAUGAGGUGGUGAAGCUGGAGGAGGAAGGGAAACUUGGGGUUCUGCUCGAUGGCAUUCCAAGGACUUCAAUGGGUUGCUGUGAAGGGUGUGGGGGAGUGAGGUUUGUGAUGUGCAUGGAAUGCAGUGGGAGUUGCAAGGUCUUUGAUGAGGAACAGAAGAAGGCUGUCAGGUGUGGGGAGUGCAAUGAGAAUGGUUUGAUUCAUUGCCCCAUUUGCAGUUGAUUUGAGCUGGAUUGGAUUCAUCUAGCUAAUUCUGUUUUGGGGUUUUUCUUUUCUUGAUUUUCUGAUCUUGUUCCAUCUGAUGUAAAGACUGAAUUAGGGGGUAGGAAGUGUGGGGGUUGGUUGGGAUGCGAGUGUGUUCUUGAGGAGUCCCUCCUGUUUUGCUAAUCGUUUCGAUUGCAGAUUCUUUCUAUAUUACCAUCUGAUGUAACAAUCUUUUGAUUGCAAGAGAUUAUGGUCAUCUUGAAGGCUCUUUCAAUAGAUGAUAUGGAAGUUUGUUUAUUUCUCUGCAACCAUUCUCAAUGUAACAGCUUA